Messenger RNA from Dunckerocampus dactyliophorus (ringed pipefish), 4256 nucleotides. RefSeq names its product SMAD family member 7 (gene smad7). The transcript is spliced from 4 exons. The coding region runs from base 2741 to 3877 and encodes 378 amino acids. The record is from RefSeq and is a predicted model, not a curated record. NCBI's taxonomy places the organism in Eukaryota, Metazoa, Chordata, Actinopteri, Syngnathiformes, Syngnathidae. Gene Ontology annotation, cellular component: heteromeric SMAD protein complex. Gene Ontology annotation, biological process: transforming growth factor beta receptor signaling pathway; cell differentiation; SMAD protein signal transduction. Gene Ontology annotation, molecular function: transcription regulator inhibitor activity; I-SMAD binding.
ACACAUUUUACACAAUUAUCAUUUUUAUUUUGUGAUCAUGUUGUAAUUUUACAAGGAGUGAUGCACAACAUGGUCCUUUGUUACAAUUUUACAAGAAACUUUUUACAGGAACUAAAUAGGAAAAAACGUCCUCAUUUUAUAAGAUGUUAUGAUGCUAUGUUAAUAAUAUUAUAAUAAUAUAGAAUUAGAAAAAAAUCUAUAUUUAAGUACAUUUUUUUACAGUGUUUUAAUAUAUUUAAUAUUAUAAAUAGUUUAUAAAUUUCAUGGGGAUAAAGUUGUAAUGUCAGAAAAGUCACGUUAGGAACAUUCCAGUAAAAUGAAUGUUAAAAAUAAAGUCGUAAUUCCCCAGAAGAAGUCGCAAACAGAUGUCAUUUUACAUGAAAAAGUCCUGAUAUUAUGAACACACGUAUACCGUGGUCAAAUAAUAUUAGAACUAAAGUUGGCAUUUGAGACAAAAUAUAUAAAGAAGCAAUAUUAAAUGUCCAAAAAUGUAAUUUCACAGUUUUAAUGUGUAAUAUGUGUUCUAAAAGAGCACACAAAUACAAUAUCCUGUAGUUAUGAAUGGGUGGUUUUAUGGGUCUUUACUAUUUGCAUGCGUUACCAGCAAUACGUUGAACGUCAGGCUGUAACAUUUUAUACAGUAAUCAUUUCACACUUCAUUAUAAAGCGUCACAUUGUUUGCUCGGAUCAUUAAACGGCUCACAGUUAAUGCAUCUGUCGGGAUAAAUAUAUUGGCUCAUUUAAAUAAGCGUGCGUCAUCAGCCACAACCGGAAGUGCACUUUUAGAGCGCAUCCUCAGCGUCCAGACGGGGGCAGCAGCGAGGGAACAAGCAGGACUCUCGUGGACACGUGGGAUUUCUGUGGCAUUUUUCCAUGUUUUUAUGUCAAACUGGCCUCGCGAGCGUACACUUCCACUCUCCUUCCAUUUUAUGGAUGUUAAAGCACAGCUCGGACAGACUGAUAACUGCUCGGGAACUUCUAAUAAGGUUUAAACGUUAACAUUUCAACAAGACGUGCACUCGGGCAGAAAGCUGCUGCUGUUGCCUGACAGACAGAACUCCGGAAAUAUUUACAAAUAUUUCAACUCAAAUCAGUAUGAAAAAAGGAUUUCAAAACGUGUUUCAUUUGAGUCACACCUGCUUCUAAACACUUUAGAGUUUGCAAGGACAAAUAUUUUUUAGCUUAACGCUGCGAUAUUACAAGAAACAUAAUCAUUUCACGGGAAUAAAGUCAUCAUAUCACGAGAAAAGUAAUCAUUUCAGGGAAAAUGAACCUGAGGGAGGGAGAAUGUGGUAUUUUACAAGAAUAAAAUCGCAAUAUUAUCACACAAACGCCUUCAUUUUAUUGGAAUUUUAAUAUAUCAUUUUAAUUUGAACGAUUUUUUUUGCAGGAAUAAAGGCUAAAGUUGAAAUAUUGUAUUACAAGAAAAAGUUAUAAUUCAUAAUUAUGUGACUAAAGUCAGUAUAUUAUGAGAAAAGUCAUAAUUGCAGGGUAGGUUUUUUUUUAUUAUUUUACAAGAAACCGUCCACAUUUUACCAGAAGAAAAUGUCAUAAAUAUUAUGGGAAUAAAGUCAUAAUUUUGCGCAAAUGAAGUAUUAUGCAAAAAAGUAAUAAUUUCAGUGAAAAUGAACCUGAGAAAAAUGUUGUAAUUUAAGAUAGAUGUCAACAUUUAACCGGACUUUUUUAUAUUACAAGAAAAAAGUCAUACUACAGGAAAAAUCAUUUUAUAUUAUGAUUUUAUAUUAUAUAUUUAUAUUAUAAUAAAGUCUUAAUUUGAGUGAAAAUAAGCCAAUUUUUUUAAAGACCUCGAAAUUGUACCAUAUUACGACAAAAAAGUCAUUUUAUUUGAAUAAAGUUGUAAUUGUACGUAAUUUAAAUAGAAAUACAAAUGCACAAGAAAAAGUAAAGGUGUAUAAUAAUGGGCCAAAUUUAGGUGAAAAUAAACCUGACAAACGAGAAUAAAGUCUUGAUAUUACGACCAAAAAGUAAUUUUAAGAGAAGAAAUGGCCACUUUCACAAUAAAAAAACUGUCGACGGUCCUCAAAUGAAUGCAUUUACUGCAUCGUUUAACUUCUUUUUUGACGUGCUCGUGCAUGUGUCUGUGUGUAUGUGUGCGUGCGCGCUCUCGCGGGCUCUACUUGAUGUGUUGUUUUGCGCAGCAACACAAUCACAUUUCUUGUGAAGCGACAGGGUGUCUAGACGCACAUGUGACCAGGCUUGGAGACGGGGCAAGGGCAACACACACACACACACACACAAAACAAUCCGCGUCACACACACGCAGUUCUCCCCCCGCCUGUAGGGAGCACACACGUCUGCUGCUGCCACGCAUAAACUCUUCCGUGCGUGGAAGGAAAGGCUGCAAGGUUUCACGCUGAAGGAUAUUUCUUUGCGUGGGCUCCUCUUGGAUUUUAUGUGGAUUCUAGCGUGGAUUAAAUGGCCCCACUUUCCUGCCCCUGCCUUGCCGUAGCUCCGUGGAGCUAAAUUCCACACACACACUCCACGAUUGAGGCGAUGUUUGCAAGGAACCGCUGACCGACCACCGCGGAGCUCGUAGCGGAGGAGAAGGACUCCCUACCCCGGCGUCGUGCUGCAGCCUCGCUCCGCUCCUCCACCUCCCUCCUCCUCCGCCUCCCUUUCAGGCUGCUCGUCACCGCCUGGACUCGAACCCGGCAAUCUUCAUGAUUUGCGGACACCAUGCUCGUUUUUUAGCCGGGGAACCCUCAUCAUCUCGUCCCGCAUGUUCAGGACCAAACGAUCGGGGCUCGUCCGGCGACUCUGGCGGAGCCGCGCGCCCGUGGAGGGCGACGGGGAGGUCGGGGACAGAGGGACGCAUGGCUCCGGGGGCUGCUGCAUGGGCAAAGCGGCCAAGGUGGCCAAGUCCCACGCAGCCGGGUCGGAGGCCGAAUUAAAGGCGCUCACCCACUCCGUGUUGAAGAAGAUUAAAGAGAAACAAUUAGAGGUGCUUUUGCAGGCGGUGGAGUCCAAGGGGGGAGCACGGAGCCCCUGCUUGCUCCUACCCGGCAAAGUGGACGCCAAAGUGGGUCAAGUGUCUUACUCCCUCCCCAUGCUGCUCUACAAAGUGUUCAGGUGGCCGGACCUCAGGCAUUCCUCGGAGCUCAAGAGGCUGUCGUGCUGUGAAUCCUACGGGAAAAUCAACCCGGAGCUCGUCUGCUGCAACCCGCACCACAUGAGCAGGCUCUGUGAACUCGAGUCUCCUCCUCCUCCAUAUUCCCGCUAUCCCAUGGAUUAUCUUAAACCACCAGAUUCUCCGGACUCAGGACCUUCAUCCGGUGAGACCGGGGAAACCACUUACUCGGCCCCUGUGGGGCUUUCAGAUUCCCUGGCCAUUCAAGGGUCCGGCGAGCGGGCCCACUGGUGCGUGGUGGCCUACUGGGAGGAGAAGACCCGCGUGGGGCGCCUCUACUCGGUCCAGGAGUCCUCCUUGGACAUCUUCUACGAUCUACCUCAGGGGAACGGCUUCUGCCUGGGCCAGCUCUGCUCGGACAACAAGUCUCAGCUGGUGCAGAUGGUCCGCACCAAGAUCGGCUACGGCAUCCAGCUGACGCGCGAGGCCGACGGCGUGUGGGUGUACAACCGCAGCUGCUACCCCAUCUUCAUCAAGUCGGCCACACUGGACAACCCGGACUCGCGCACGCUGCUGGUGCACAAGGUGUUCCCCGGGUUCUCCAUCAAGGCGUUCGACUACGACAAGGCCAGCAGCCUGCAGAGACCCAACGACCAUGAGUUCACGCAGCAGCCGCGCACGGGCUUCACGGUGCAGAUCAGCUUCGUGAAGGGCUGGGGACAGUGCUACACACGACAGUUCAUCAGCAGCUGCCCCUGCUGGUUGGAGGUCAUCUUCAACACACGAUAGUGGCGGCCGAGUCCCCCCCUCUUCAUCCUCGGACACUUACCUCCCCUUCCUCCUUUUUUGUUCCAGACGCUCGAACACAGAAAGUUAUUGCAAAAGUUCCCACAAGAGACUUUCUUUAAUAAGAAUUAAUAAAAAAGAAAUAAGAGGCAAGAAAUGUAUUUUAUGUUAUAUAUAUAUAAAUAUAUAUAAAUAUAUUAUUAAUUGUAAAUACGAAGACGUUUUAUAUGCAUCAUUAUUUAUGUAUUGUGCAAUGUGUUGAUGAGAAAAAGAAAAAUAAGAUGCACUUUGCUUAAUAUAAAUGCAAAACAAAGAAAUGCCAAAAUAAUAAAAAAAAAACACACAUAUCUCACGCUGUUGUGGGUUUCUUUACUUUAUUCGU